Rotaria socialis is the source of this 1404-nucleotide messenger RNA. NCBI's taxonomy places the organism in Eukaryota, Metazoa, Rotifera, Eurotatoria, Philodinida, Philodinidae. The record is from the annotation of a GenBank genome assembly.
AUGGAAUUAUCGUUUUUCUUUGCAUUUAAGGGUGGUUUAUCAUUGAAUCGUACAAACAAUAAAUUUGCUAAUAUGCCCGAUAUUAUGUGUAUAACUGAUACUUCAUUUAUCAUUCCAAGACAAAUCAAAGAUGUAAGAAAAGAAUUGAGACCAAAUUUUGAACGUGCUAAACGUAUUAUUCUUCGUAUGGAUGAAUGUAUCGUUUCAUCGGAAGAACAAAAUCCAACUAAACAAUUUUAUCAUCAUAACAUAUCACAUGGAUUACAUGCUUUAGCCGAAGCAGCUAAUAAACUAAAAAGAUUUGCUUUUCGUGAAGUACUCAGUAUUGAUGGAAUACUAAGAAUUAUUAGAACUGAUUCAAACGAAGAAGAAGAACAAGAACAAGAAGAUACGUCAGUAACUAGACUUUUUCGUCAUAAAGAAAACAUCGAUCCAAUAAUAAAUUUUCCAAUAACACACAAUCUUGUUGAAUUUGAACAAGCACUCGCUAAAUAUCACAUGGAUCUAUUAGAAAAACCAAUACAUAGAGCGUACGAUAUGGUUUAUUUAAAAUUUUGUUUGAUACUUGAAAUACAACGUGAUGAAUAUGAGAGUUGUUUGCGUUUGUUAUUACAUGAUAUUAUAUUUAAAUUUCAUUUAUCUGAUUUUCAUUUACGUUGUGAAGUACAUGUACGAAAACCAAUCGAACAUGAACUUGUUCUUGAAAAAUCGAUGCAUGAAUCACAUUUAACAACAAAUUAUUCAGCAGAAUUAAUUUUAUGGCCUGGAGAUUGGAUCAUUCAACAAGAAGUUGAAUUAUAUGUUGUAAUAAAAAUUGAAUCGCUACCAAUUAAUAAAUAUACAAGUUCGAAAUUUUGGGGCAUGGCACAUUUACAUGUUAAAAAUAUUCCACAUGGAGCAUCAAGAAUAUUUUUACGAGAACUUACACCUGUUAGUAGAUCACAUAAAAUAUCUACACAUGAUAUCAAUAUUGGUCAGGUCGAAAUUGAAGCUGCAUAUUGGCCAUCUCGACAACAACUAUCACUAACUAUUGUAAGAGUUAAUCAUUUGCAAUCUGAAAGAUUAUUAAUAGCGCCCGAAACAUAUAUUGAAAUUGUUUUUCAAAGUCCAUUUGAUAUUUACGAAACAAAACGAACAAAAGUAGCUGAUCGUUCAUUCAAUCCAAGAUUUGAUGAAGAAUUUCUUUUUCAAAUUCCAGAGACAAUAACUUUCAGCGAUACUACAAUUGAUUUAAUAUUUCUUGAAAAAUCUUCAUUACAUCAUCAUCCUGUUGUACUUGGUGUAUUAACAUUAUCAAAGCAUACUGAUUGGUUUCCUGUACGAAAAUUUUGGAUGGAUGUUGCAGAAAAUCCAGGCAUUAGACUUAAAGAUAGAUUUUUAUUCGAAGGAAGUAUUUAUGAUUAG